GGGGCGCGGGCGGGGUGGGGCGGGCGCCGCGGCUCUGUGCGGGGACGGAUCCGUGCUGCGGCCGCCAUGGGGCCCCGCGUCCUGCUGCUGCUCCUCGCCGCCCUGCUGGGGCCCUGCGCGGCCCUCAUACGGAUCCCCCUGACCAAGUUCCCCUCCAUGCGCCGUGUCCUGACCGAGGUGGGCAGUGAGAUCCCUGACAUGAAUGCUGUCACCCAGUUCCUCAAGUUCAAGCUGGGUUUUGCAGACCUGGCUGAGCCCACUCCUGAGAUCCUGAAGAACUACAUGGAUGCCCAGUAUUAUGGCGAGAUUGGCAUCGGGACCCCUCCACAGAAGUUCACCGUGGUCUUCGACACUGGCUCCUCCAACCUGUGGGUGCCGUCUGUGCACUGUCACCUGCUGGACAUCGCCUGCUUGCUACACCACAAGUACGACGCCUCCAAAUCCAGCACCUAUGUGGAGAACGGCACCGAGUUUGCCAUCCACUAUGGGACAGGGAGCCUCUCGGGGUACCUGAGCCAGGACACGGUCACGCUCGGGAACUUGAAAAUCAAGAACCAGAUCUUUGGGGAGGCUGUGAAGCAGCCGGGCAUCACCUUCAUCGCUGCCAAGUUUGAUGGCAUCCUGGGCAUGGCAUUCCCCAGGAUCUCUGUGGACAAGGUCACUCCUUUUUUUGAUAACGUCAUGCAGCAGAAGCUGAUUGAGAAAAACAUAUUCUCCUUCUACCUGAACAGAGACCCCACAGCUCAGCCAGGUGGCGAGCUGCUGCUUGGGGGCACUGACCCCAAAUACUACAGCGGCGACUUCAGCUGGGUGAACGUCACACGCAAAGCCUACUGGCAGGUCCACAUGGAUGCGGUGGAUGUUGCCAACGGGCUGACUCUGUGUAAGGGGGGCUGUGAGGCCAUUGUGGACACGGGCACCUCACUCAUCACCGGCCCCACCAAGGAAGUGAAGGAGCUGCAAACAGCCAUCGGUGCGAAACCGCUCAUCAAGGGCCAGUAUGUGAUCCCCUGUGAGAAGGUGUCAUCUCUGCCUGUAGUCACGCUCACGCUAGGGGGAAAGCCCUACCAGCUCACCGGAGAGCAGUAUGUCUUCAAGGUUUCUGCACAAGGAGAGACCAUCUGCCUGAGUGGGUUUUCAGGCCUGGAUGUCCCACCCCCUGGUGGCCCGCUCUGGAUCCUGGGGGAUGUCUUCAUUGGUCCCUACUACACUGUCUUUGACCGUGAUAAUGACUCUGUUGGCUUCGCCAAAUGUGUCUAAGCGCCUGAUCCCCCCCACUGCCUCCACCAUACACACACUUCACACACAGGAGCUGUAGAGAAAGGUUACCAGGAUUAGAAACCCAGUCAGUGGAAGAGAAAUUGAACUAGAUCUAAAGUUAUCAGGAAAAUAGUCAUUGUUAGUGCCCUGCUAGCUACUUUUCCCCCUCUGAGUAAGUGGUGCUGGGACAUCUUGAGUUGAUAAUGCCAGCUGGAGUAGCCCCUCUCCUUACUGUUGUAUCUCCCGGUAUUUGAGAUUGAGAAAAAUUGUUCAGCUUUAAGAAUUAACAUCCCCCAGCACAGGUCUCACUCCUGUGGAGGCAGCUGGCUGGCCCUGCUCCUGCAGAGGAGCUGUGGGGCUUCUUCACUGGGGGAGAAGGGUAGAGACAGCUAUCCCACGUGUUAGGUUGUACUUCUGGUUUGUCACUGGAGUGGGUGGGGAAGGAGUCCCUCACCCCUCUGGGUGAGGAGGCAAUUGCUAGACCUUUUCCCAAUGAGUUGGCGCUGGCUUGGUCCUGAGAGAGUAUGUCCUGGGCUGGAGCAGUGGGGGAUCAUGUAGCAUGCACAGGGGUUGAGUUUUGGAGUCCAAGGGCUCUGUUAGUGUGUCUUUUGUGUUGUGAUGACACUAGUGAGAGCUGGGGAUGUGAUGUGAGCAUGCCUGGCUCGAGCCUAUUAGACCUAACAGGGCAGGGAUUUGUAGGGGGGCUCCAGCCAAUGGGACUCUUCAGGGAGUAAGAAUACAAGGGGGGGGGGUCACAACAGUAUUUAAUAAAAGUCAUUUGAUUUCAUAUCCCUGAAAUCCCAGCUUUCUUCUGGAGGCUGAGCAAAGCCACGUGACCCAAGUUCUCUUGGCUUUGGUGAAUUUCUUCCAGUUUUUCCUUCUUUACCUUCAACUCACUGGCUCCAGAUGAAGUUUUGUUUCCCAAAGCAGUUAAGUGAUCUGCAACCUUAAAUCACACGAGACUUUUGGAAACAUUAUCCUCAGUGUUUUGAACUGCCCCAGGCUUGAUAGACAGUUGGCAGAGGCAGCGAGGCUUCCAGGCAGGAGGGUGCCAUGGAGGCUGUGGGCUUGCAUUUGCUGCUCCUCCCACUGCCCAGUCCCAAAACCCAGGGUUUAACACCCCUGUACCUGGUAUGUCAUUCCCAUGUAAUAAGUGAGAGCUCUAUUCAUUUACCUUCUGGGCUGCAGACCAGGUGAGGUGUGUUCCUGCUUUGGAGAGGUGGGAGCUGAAGCUGUGCUCACAUUCAUGCCUUCCUCCUGGAGAUCCAAGAUCUGCAUGUAUGGAGCAGCUUGCUUCACAGGGCUGGCAUCAGUAGGCAUACACUGGGUGAGCAAAGAGACAAGUAGCUGUGAAGAUGAUUAGGUGUCCUGAGUCACAGAGAGCAGAAUAGAACUUCACAAGGCUCCCAGUCCACGCUGAGGGAGAGAAUGUAGUUAUGUUGGUUUCCCAGUGCUUUGGGUCAGGUCCUAAAGAUAGGGAGGUGAGAGAAAGCUGAGGGUUACAAGAGAACCAUCUGUGAUCUCACCACAAGAGAUGACCCCAGACUGGACAAAACAGCUGGUGAAAUCCCAGCUAGGAGUUUCCUAGGAGCACCUAGCCUGCAGAUGUCCCUUGUCUCCACCUGCUGCAGCUGGUUGGUUUGGCUUUAUAACCAGAACUUGUGCCGUGGAGGGGUCUGGCAUGGGCGGUAGGGACAGAUCUGAGCACACCCCUAAUGCAUCCGUUGUCCUGUGUAACCCUGGUUGUGAUGUCUGCUGCUUCCAAAGCUUGCUUUUGCCUGCUCUUAGAACCGUAACCCUGGAUCUGGAUGCCUGAGGACAUCUGUUGCAGACUGAGAACAACAUGCUACUGGAAAAAAAAAAAAAAUAGAUACUGUAAAAUCAACAGCUAUGCUGUCACCUCUCCAGAGAGCACACUCUCCACAUUAAGUGCUCUGAGCACCUCGAGGUCCUGCUGAAUAAUCCCCGAGCUGCAGCAUUUACCCAGCACAGUGAGAUGGCAUCUGGGUACCUGUUAAUCAGAGCUGAUGGGGUGUGGGCAGUGGGUUUGGGAUGUGUUCUGCAUCAGGUUGCAGGGGGAAGUGCAGAAUGUGCCAUCAGCCAGCGGUCCUGAGGGGGGUGCAAUGCCUCAGGCUGCCCACGGGGUAGCCUCCAGGGGAACCUGGCCCUGGGCUGGUGCCUGUCCUCAGCCAGGGUGACUGCCGGAGGAAGGAGCGUGGCCCAAAACCAUGCCUGGGGUGACAUAUCAUAGGGUAGGCUGGAGGAGCAGUUUGUUUGAUGUGACUGUGCUUGCCACACAAAUCAUAGCCUUCACUGAGCUGGGUCUCCUCCCCUUGUUCUUUUAUCUGCAUUUUUAAACCAAACUUUAACUGCGUGACUUUUUUAAUCUAAUUUGCUGUCAGAAUUACUGUCUCAUCCUAGGAAAUUGAAAAGGAAAUACAGUAUUUUCCCCCUUAA
Molecule: messenger RNA, 3717 nt
Organism: Oxyura jamaicensis (ruddy duck)
Lineage: Eukaryota; Metazoa; Chordata; Aves; Anseriformes; Anatidae
Gene: CTSD
Product: cathepsin D
Exons: 9
Coding region: 67-1260 (397 amino acids)
Biological process (GO): proteolysis
Cellular component (GO): lysosome
Molecular function (GO): aspartic-type endopeptidase activity
Source: RefSeq, a predicted model, not a curated record